Nasonia vitripennis (jewel wasp) is the source of this 1172-nucleotide messenger RNA. RefSeq lists its product as uncharacterized. Lineage: Eukaryota; Metazoa; Arthropoda; Insecta; Hymenoptera; Pteromalidae. The record is from RefSeq and is marked predicted.
AUACUUAUUCUGUUCAUCCGAAAGUAAGCAGUGUGUGAUAUACGAUUGAUUGCAUUUAAAAUUGUUUGUUAAAUUCAAAUAUGGACUUUACGAGUACUUUAAAUAACGCAUUCACUGGGUCAAACAAAAAUAUUGAAAUGUAUCACUCAACUAACAAUGAUUUGAGCAUAAUAUUGGCAGGCAAUCAUUUAAACGAAGUAAAUUUAAAUAGUGACUAUGACAGUGGCUUUUGUUCUUACAUAAAUCAAUCGACAAUACUAGCAGGAAAUGUGUCUACAUUUGAUCAUAGUAAUAAAAAAUGUAGUAUUACCAGAGGAAAAGAAAAUAGGAUUACUUUCGAUGAAAAUGAAAGUGUUGAUGAAGAUAACGAAAUCGAUGUAUUGAAUACAAAUAUUGAUGCAAUAUGUGAUCAAAGUGAAAUGUUUUACGAUAGUCUAGAGUGCAAAAUUGAUUCAUCGGAAACAACAACUGAGUCAGUAAACAAUACUUCUCAAGAAGGAAAACUGACUCCAUUAAUUGAUGUUCAAUCGUCUGAGCAAAGCAAUGGUACAUUUCGAGUACAGAUUUGUAUUAAAGGUUUUAAGGAGGAAAAUAAACCUGUAACAAAUUUAAAAUUUAAACAAGUAACUCAUGGUGUUUAUGAUAAUUUUAACAAAAAAGCUGCUCGUAAGAGCAAACUUGCGAAUUUCAAUCGAUCAUCAAAAACGAUAGAAAAGAACAAAGCAAUAGUAGGUACACCGAAUUUCGAAGAUUUUGAUAAUAAAGAAAAUUAUGACCCUAAAAAUAUAGCGCAGUUUUCGAUGAGAAGUUGCAUAAAUUUUAACAAACUUGAUCGUAAUUGUCUUUAAAAUAUGAUAUUACUUAUUCUAUUAUAUUGUAUCUACUAUAUAUCAAAAUGACCAAAUGUUAUAUAGUAUAGCAGAAAUAUUUUAUUUGUGAAUCAGAUUCUAUUUAAUUGUUAAGUAUUGAAUUAUAACUCAAUACUAUAUGUUUUAUUCAAUAUAUUUAGUGUGUACAAUGUAUAUCUAUUUUUAUCAAAAAUCAUAAGCAUUAUUGUAAAGUUUAAUGAUUCUAGAGACUAUUUUUAUACAAAAGAUAAUUGUCCUAUAAAAAUAUUAUGAUCUGAAUGUAUACAUUUUUUAAUUGUAAUAAAUGCUUAUCAAGAUAUGGGA